Messenger RNA from Anolis sagrei ordinatus, 3864 nucleotides. It is a transcript of the gene ITK, whose product is annotated as IL2 inducible T cell kinase. The record is from RefSeq and is a predicted model, not a curated record. Gene Ontology annotation, cellular component: plasma membrane. NCBI's taxonomy places the organism in Eukaryota, Metazoa, Chordata, Lepidosauria, Squamata, Anolidae. Gene Ontology annotation, biological process: B cell receptor signaling pathway; protein phosphorylation; T cell receptor signaling pathway. Gene Ontology annotation, molecular function: non-membrane spanning protein tyrosine kinase activity; ATP binding; protein binding.
UGAGGAGCAGCUUAAAGAGCUGAGAUGUUUAGCCUGAAGAAGAGAAGGUUGAGAGGACACAUGAUAGCCAUGUAUAAAUAUGUGAGAGGAAGUCAUAGUGAGGAGGGAACAAGCAUGCUUUCUGCUGCCCUGGAGACUAAGUCGCAGAACAAUGGCUUCGAACUACAAGAAAGGAGAUUCCAUCUGAACAUUAGGAAGAACUUCCUGACCGCAAGAGCUGUUCAGAAAUGGAACUCUCUGCCCUGCAGUGUGAUGGAGGCUUCUUCUUUGGAGGCUUUUAAAUAGAGCUGGACAGCCAUCUGUCGGGGGUACUUUGAAUGCGAUUUUCCUGCUUCUUGACCGGGGGUCGGACUGGAUGGCCCACGAGGUCUCUUCCAAUUCUAUGAUUCUAUAUCUUUCCCUCAUUUCUCAUAAUCAGGUGCUUGAAUUAUCUUUUAUUUUCAACAUUCUUCCUCUCCUUGGGCUAGCUUUUAGUCUUUUUCCUCUAUGUGAACAUUUAUCAUAUAGCAUAAUGUAGUGCGCAUAUUUUGUGCAACAGUAUUUAAAAAGGAUGUGGUUAUGGGUUUUUUUACAUCAGAAAGGAAGCUAGCUAAACUGCAUUGCCUGGAUGACAGAUGGAAAGAUAAUGCACCUACGCUGUUUUUCAAAUACACUUUUAUAAAAAUCCUUGUCUCCUGAUUUCUCUUUCUUGAGCUCAUAUGUAGCAUUCAGGUAUAAUAAAGCAGAUGCUUUCCCAUCCUGGCGUAAGACCAUUACUUGUUGGACAAUGAAUAACUGUGUUCUGCUUGAAGAAGAACUGAUCAAAAAGUCCCAGCAAAAGCGAAGGACCUCUCCCUCCAAUUUUAAAGUUCGAUUCUUCAUUUUAACAAAAUCAAGGCUGGCAUAUUUUGAACGUCGCCCUGGGAAAAAAAACAUUCUAAAAGGUUCAAUUGAACUGUCCAAGAUUAAAUGUGUGGAAAUUGUGAAUAGUGACAUUACAAUUCCAUGUCACUACAAAUAUCCUUUCCAGAUUUUUCAUGACAGCCAUCUCUUGUAUGUGUUUGCUCCCAGCCAAGCAAGUUGUCAGAAAUGGGUGGUGACUCUGAAAGAAGAAACUAGAAACAAUAACAUUCUGGUGACAAAGUUUCACCCCAAUUUCUGGAUAGAUGGAAGAUGGAGAUGCUGCACUCAGUCAGAGAAGUUGGCGACAGGAUGUAUGGACUAUGCUACAGGUAAGACUGCUUCCAAGAAACCUUGUCCUUCAAGUCCAAAUGAUAACUGGAAAUUAUUUCUGGACUCCAAAGAUUCCCCAGUGAUUGCCAUUUAUGACUAUACUGCCCAGAAUCCACAGGAGCUGACCUUACAGUGCAAUGAAGAAUAUUAUGUUAUAGAUAAUUCAGAGGUCCACUGGUGGUUGGUUCAGGAUAAGAAUGGUCAUGAAGGAUAUGUGCCAAGCAGCUAUGUGGUAGAGAAAUCACCAGAAAAUCUGCACACAUAUGUGUGGUACAAUAAGAGUAUCAGUCGAAGCAAAGCAGAGACACUGCUCAAAGAAGAGGAUAAAGAAGGAGCCUUCAUGGUUAGAGACUCGCGGCAGCCUGGCACUUAUACGGUCUCUGUUUUCACCAAAGCUUUGAGUAAUGACAAUAACCCAGUCAUAAAGCAUUAUCACAUCAAGGAAACAAGUGACAAUCCCAAAAAGUACUACCUGGCAGAGAAGCAUAUUUUUAAUGGUAUCCCAGAAAUGAUCAAUUAUCACCAGCACAAUGCAGGAGGUCUUGUUACGCGUUUGCGGUAUGCUGUUUCCUGCUGGAGAGAAAAGGCUCCUGUUACUGCUGGGCUAAGCUAUGGAAAAUGGAUGAUUAACUCUCAAGAACUAUCCUUUGGGCAGGAGAUUGGCGUGGGCCAAUUCGGAGUGGUACAUAGUGGCUAUUGGCUUGAUCAGAUGAAAGUUGCCAUCAAGACCAUUCGUACGGGAGCAAUGUCAGAAGAAGACUUCCUUGAGGAGGCCCAAGUCAUGAUGAAGCUGUCUCAUCCCAAAUUAGUCCAGCUGCAUGGGGUCUGCGUGCAGCCAGCUCCCAUGUGCCUUGUAUUUGAGUUCAUGGAGAAUGGAUGCCUGUCUGAUUACCUCAAGAGGCAGCGGGGGAGCUUCUCAAAGGAAGACCUUCUGGGAAUGUGCCAAGAUGUGUGUGAAGGGAUGGCUUAUCUGGAACAAGCAUCUGUCAUCCACAGGGACCUGGCUGCUCGGAAUUGUUUGGUAGGAGAAUUCCAAGUGGUCAAAGUUUCAGAUUUUGGAAUGUCACGGUAUGUUCUUGAUGACCAAUAUACCAGCUCUAUGGGUACCAAAUUCCCUGUUAGGUGGUCAGCACCAGAGGUGUUUUCUUAUAACCGAUAUAGCACCAAAUCUGAUGUCUGGUCAUUUGGGGUAUUGAUGUGGGAGAUAUUCAGUGAAGGUAAAAUACCUUAUGAAAACAAGACCAAUGGUGAAGUGGUAGAAGACCUCAGGGCUGGUGGCCGUUUGUACAAGCCCAGGCUGUCUUCCAACACUAUUUACAAGCUCAUGAGAAGUUGCUGGAGUGAGAAGCAAGAAGACAGGCCACCUUUUUCAGUCCUGCUGUAUCAGCUCAAUGAAAUCUCAGAAUCAGACUUUUAAGUUUAAAUGAUUGUGUGAAGGUAUGAAAGACACAAUCUUCCACAUACACAGCUAAAGCAGAUAGAUCUUGUAUCUAUGUUUGGUAGAGGUACCAACUAGGAUGAGAUCUUGAUUGUUUUUGUAAGGUGUAUAAAUAGAGAAAAUGAACAGUGUGAGAUGCGUUCAACAUUUUUGUUUAAUAACCUGGCAAGCUCCUCUUUGAGAAUCAAGAGGAUUUUCCAUUUCACAUGGCAAUGGUGACAGUAACAACAAUGAGAACAGCGUUUAGGACAAAGUGAGCUAUAACCGCUUUGCAGACCUGGAACCUUCUGCUUCUUGAAACUGGUCCAGCAGGCAAGGCAACUACAAUGUAACCCUGAUCCACUAAACAUGAUUGAAAUUGAAUGAAGCUAUUUGUAAACAAAUGUUUGAUGGCAGAUUUGAAACAGGAUCUUCUUGUUUAAAAAAUCAAUUGUAUGGAAUAACUACAGAAACCAGAGGAACUAGUCAUUGUAUGUAAUAUUGGGAAAAAUACACUCUGGCAGAUAAAAUUAACAAUUAGUGCAAUCCUGAAUCUUCAAAUUCUACAUAAUGCAGUAAUAAGGACGGGACAGAUGCCUCUAAAUAUUCAGCAUAGUUUCCUGUUGGAGAAAGAAAUUAUGAGUUAGUUAUUUGGGGUUUUUUAAUCUAUACUUCAUUUUAAAAAAAACUUUAACUAAUCAAACUGAAUUUCACUCUCUGUUUUGCCCAGAAAGUUCAGAUACAGAAAAGAAAUAUCCCAGUAUCCCAAGAGUAGAAACUAAUCUUCUACACUCAAUCAAAUCAAUGGGCAUUUGAAAGAAUAAUGUCUUGAGCUAUUGAACCUGAUCACACAACCCUGGUUUCUGAAUAAACUUAGGGUGAGAGAAAAAACUGAUAAACUUAGAAGCACAAGAACUCGGUAGUUACACCACACAUAGUUUUGUGUUACUUUAACAAGUGAACUUAUGCAUGCUCUUUAUUUGUCAAAGUCUAUGCGUUCAUGGCAUUCAGCCUCCAUUUAUGGAAGCAUGAUCAAAGAACUUGUUUGCAAUAAUGUCUAGUAAUACACCUGUGGAUCAUAUUUCAGAGAAAAGUAUUCAUACAGAGCAUUUUUCAUUGGUUUUUCCAAUUAUAUGGUACUGGAAACUACUGCAAAUUAAUCCUGUUGUAUGUACAUUUAUGUGCCUGUCAGGAAGUACUACAGAUGUUAAAAUCUGGGUACAAGGAGAGCGUGU